Messenger RNA from Rhagoletis pomonella (apple maggot), 1821 nucleotides. RefSeq lists its product as uncharacterized. The record is from RefSeq and is a predicted model, not a curated record. NCBI's taxonomy places the organism in Eukaryota, Metazoa, Arthropoda, Insecta, Diptera, Tephritidae. Gene Ontology annotation, molecular function: DNA helicase activity. The transcript is spliced from 4 exons. Bases 1 to 1821 code for a protein of 606 amino acids. Gene Ontology annotation, biological process: DNA repair; telomere maintenance.
AUGCAUCGUGAAAGCCUCAGUGAAGAUAUUCUAAGACAAGCACGUGCAAGCGAUCCAAGUCAGGAAUAUUCGGAUGACAUUUUCAAUGAAGCUUUAAUAUUAAUGGAGGACUUAUGCAUGUCAAUCAACAACAAAGCUCUUUGUCAACUCGGUAUGCCAGCACCGACACGAGAUAGAAAUGCUGUACAAGACAGAGACUUGAUGCGAGAACAGCAGUUUGAUGCAAAUCAGCUUGAACGAUUUGUGCAAACGCAAAAAGAGUUUUUAGUUGCUGAUCAGAAAAAAGCUUAUGACAAAAUCAUGCAACGUGUAACCAAAGGAGAUGGCGGAAUUAUCUUCCUAGAUGCUCCAGGAGGUACCGGGAAAACUUUCCUCAUCAAUUUAAAAUUGGCGUCAGUUCGAAUGCGAAAUGGGAUUGCAGUAGCAGUAGCAUCAUCGGGGAUUGCAUCAACACUACUUGAUGGAGGACGUACAGCGCAUUCAGCACUUAAGCUUCCAUUGAAUUUGCACCAGACCGACACAUCUACAUGCAACAUCAGCAAAAACUCUGGUAUGGCCAUAGUCCUUAAAACGUGCAAAAUUAUAAUUUGGGACGAAUGCACCAUGGCACAUAAGAAAUCGCUCGAAGCACUUGACCGAACUCUGCGAGAUUUUCGUGGAAAAGACCAACCGAUGGGAGGCGCUCUUAUACUUCUUGCAGGUGCAGACGAGCUGAACGCGUGCUUAAAGGCAUCGCAUCUGUGGAACUAUGUCGAAAAAAUUACGCUCACAACAAAUAUGCGAGUGCAUUUGCUGCAAGAUACGUCUGCCCAAAUAUUUUCAAAGCAACUUUUAGAUAUCGGAAACGGUAAAGUUCAUAUUGAUCGCACAACAAAUGAGAUAUCAUUUCCGUCCAACUUUUGUCAAAUGCAGCAGAGCAUUCAAGACGUCAUCGACAGAGUAUUUCCGAACUUAACGAUCAACUACCGAAAUCCGGAAUGGCUCCGCGAACGUGCAAUUUUAGCUCCGAAGAAAGAUGAUGUUAGUAAAUUAAACGGUCAAAUUCAAUUGAAAAUUCCAGGAGAAGCAGUCGAAUAUAAAUCGAUUGAUACAAUAAUGGACAAAGAUCAAGCUGUUAAUUACCCAACUGAAUUUCUUAAUUCUUUGGAGCCACCUGAAAUGCCUCCUCAUUCGUUGGCGUUAAAAGUUGGAUCACCAGUGAUGCUUAUUCGGAACUUGAACGCGCCGAAACUGUGCAACGGAACCAGAGUGAUAAUAAAAAAAUUAACACCGAAUUUGAUCGAGGCAACAAUCAUCAGCGGUAAAUUCAAAGGCGAAGAUGUGCUGAUUCCACUGACCCUUAAAGGAGACAAUAGGUUCUUUGCCAAGACCACGAUUGGGGGGUACGAAGUGUUAGCCCUACUGGAUUCCGGUGCUGGUGCUAGCUAUUUAAGAAAGAACGCAAAUGUGCUAUUGAAAGAUAAGGAUAUUUCUAAAAAGGGUCGUGGGCACUCCGUCGAAUAUGUUGCAAAUGUGGGAGGAGUAGAUGUAGCUUCCGUUGUUUGGAAGGACAACAAAUCUGUUACUCUAGCAUCUAGUUUUGCUGGUGAGCUACCGAAGUCCGAAGUACGGCGCUAUGAUAAGGCCAACAAAAAAUAUAUUACUAUUGAACGACCUUACAUAGUGGCCGAGUAUAAUCGUCACAUGGGUGGGGUCGAUCUCAUCGACAGCAUCAUGGGCCGCUAUAAAAUAUUGUUGAGAAAUUUAAUAACUUUCCGCGAUUGCUAUCGAGUGAUCCGUCGUACUACUGAUACUAUUCCUAGUCCCGACACGCUAGGCUAG